This is a messenger RNA of Hibiscus syriacus, 808 nucleotides long. RefSeq names its product zinc finger protein ZAT5-like. The transcript has a single exon. Bases 69 to 806 code for a protein of 245 amino acids. Lineage: Eukaryota; Viridiplantae; Streptophyta; Magnoliopsida; Malvales; Malvaceae. The record is from RefSeq and is a predicted model, not a curated record.
AUUUUCUGUCUUUUGGAACUCUUUCAUACUAUUUUUGGCUGGCUUUUGGUUUUGGGGGAGGUCUGGAUAUGCAAGCUCAAGAGGAAUUUGUGGGGUUUAAUGAUAGCCGAGCCUUGAUUAUGAAAGGCAAGCGUAUGAAGCGCCCAAGGCCGGCGUCCCCGUUCGGUGUCAUGGUGACUUCUAGCUCAUCAAGUGGCGGCGGCGGAGUGGUAGAGGAAUAUAACUCGAUUUCCUCUUCGACGACGAUGUCUGGUGAUCGGAUUUACGAGAGCACCGAGGAAGAAGAGGAGAUGGCUAAUUGCCUAAUCAUGUUGGCACAAAGUGAUGGUCCGAGAAGGAACGUUGAGUUUUAUGUGUACGAGUGCAAAACUUGUAACCGAUCUUUCCCUUCUUUCCAAUCACUAGGAGGGCAUAUGGCAAGCCACAAGAAGCCGAAAUGUGCCAUCGAUCACAAAAAACCACUAGUUUUGGCGGUUGAUGAUGCAGUCAUGGCUUUACGAGCAAGUAACAAAAAGGGUAACAAGAUUCACGAGUGUUCGAUAUGCGGCUCGGAGUUCACGUCUGGUCAAGCUCUUGGAGGUCACAUGAGACGGCACAGGGCGGCAGCAACGGCAGCUGGAACAGAUCAACCAGCCAUGAAUGUUGAUCAAAUCAGCAUUAAAACCGCAAGCAAAUCGAACAAGCCAUUGUUGGAUCUUAAUCUUCCAGCACCAGAAGAUGAUCUCAGAGAUUCCCAGUUUCAGUUUGGUACAUCCCAACAGGCUAUUGUUUUCUCCAGACCAGCUUUGGUAGAUUGUCAUCACUAAAA